AUGAUUGCCACCGCUGCCUCUUCUGCUUCCUCUUCCUCGUCGUCUUGGCCGCUUCCUCCGAUGAGCUACGAACCGCGGCCAGCCGUGAGGUCCUUGCUGCCAAAGAGGAUCGACGUUGCGCAGCUCACCCCCAACAACCUCGGUCAGCUUCGAAAGCUCAACAGCGUCCUCUUCCCCGUGCAAUACUCCGAACGCUUCUACAAGGACGUCUUGGAUCCGGAUGCUUCCGAAAUUUGCAAGCUGGGUCUCUUCAACGAUGUCGCAGUGGGCACCAUCUGCUGCCGCCUAGAACCCGUCUCCCAGGGUGUUGUUCGCAUCUACAUCAUGACCCUCGGUGUCCUGGCCCCGUACCGACGCCUCGGAAUCGCAUCGGCACUGCUGGAGCAUGUUCUUGACCAUGUAAGGCCAGGCAAAGACAUCCAGAUCAUCGACAAGGAAGCACCCACUCCUAAGCCAAAGAAGGACAAGAACGGCAAGGAGACUAAACCGGAGCCCGUCAAGAAGACGGUCAAGGUCGAGUCCAUCUACCUCCAUGUGCAGACGUCCAACGACGAGGCGCGCACCUUUUAUCAAAAGUUCGGCUUCCAAGUGGCGGAGACAAUAGACAACUACUAUCGAAGGAUCCAGCCGGCCUCGGCGUGGGUUCUACAGCUCCAGUAG
This is a messenger RNA of Sporisorium graminicola, 660 nucleotides long. RefSeq lists its product as uncharacterized. Gene Ontology annotation, cellular component: NatA complex. Gene Ontology annotation, molecular function: acyltransferase activity, transferring groups other than amino-acyl groups. The coding region runs from base 1 to 660 and encodes 219 amino acids. The record is from RefSeq and is a predicted model, not a curated record. NCBI's taxonomy places the organism in Eukaryota, Fungi, Basidiomycota, Ustilaginomycetes, Ustilaginales, Ustilaginaceae. Gene Ontology annotation, biological process: mitotic sister chromatid cohesion. The transcript has a single exon.